Messenger RNA from Episyrphus balteatus (marmalade hoverfly), 1096 nucleotides. Its product is annotated as protein obstructor-E. Gene Ontology annotation, cellular component: extracellular region. The record is from RefSeq and is a predicted model, not a curated record. The transcript has 4 exons. Gene Ontology annotation, molecular function: chitin binding. Bases 147 to 836 code for a protein of 229 amino acids. Lineage: Eukaryota; Metazoa; Arthropoda; Insecta; Diptera; Syrphidae.
AUUCAGUUGAUUUUUGAUCGCGGCUUAGCUUAAACGGAAACGGAGAACCAACCAUCACCGCAAAGUAGGAAGUGUCUGUGAAUUGUGUGUCGUCAAAUCGAAAUAAGUUUAACGCAUAUAAAAAAGUAAAAAAAAAAACUUUCAAAAUGAACAAACGCAUCCAGUCAAGUAUCCUGAUUGCUAUGGGACUAAUAAGUUUAGUUCAUGCUGUUGCUGUUGGCACACCCGAAUGUCCCGAGAAAAUAGGAGUACAAGCUUAUGCUCAUACGGAAAAUUGUGAUCAAUUUUUCUUGUGUGUAAAUGGCACGUUGACUUUGGAGACCUGUGAAAAUGGAUUGUUGUUCGACGGCAAAGGAGCUGCACACAAUCACUGCAACUAUAAUUGGGCAGUUGAUUGUGGUAACCGACACUAUGAUCCUACACCAAUCUCGACACCUGGAUGUGAAUACCAAUUCGGUAUCUACCCAAUCUCUCCUGAAUGUUCUACCAGCUAUGUCAAGUGUGAAUACGGUGAGCCACAUCAACUUGAAUGUGAUGCUGGAUUAGCUUAUGAUGAAAGAAUCCACGGAUGCAAUUGGCCUGAUCAACUUUUGGAGAAAUGUAACCCAGAAGCCGUUGUUGGUUUCAAGUGUCCAACAAAAGUAGCACCUGAUUCAGUAGCUGCUCGUUUUUGGCCAUUCCCACGUUUCCCAGUCUCCGGCGAUUGUCAUCGAUUAAUUACAUGCGUUGAAGGUUAUCCACGAUUGAUCACUUGCGGUGAAGGUAAGGUCUUCGAUGAAAACACACUCACAUGUGAGGAUCCUGAAAAUGCUCCAGCUUGCAGAGGCCACAAGUAAUAAGCCAUCACAUUUGGAAAGUGAAAUAUUAAAAAAAAAAAAUUGAACAUCUCUUCACACUUUGUACAAAGAAAAAUCUGUUAAAGUAAAAGAAAAAAAAAAAUCACUUACUACUCUUCGGACUUAUUUCUCACCUAAACUUGAAUGUAAAGAUUGUAUUCCUUUAAUUUUAUUGUGUUUUAUUUUGUAAUGUUAAAUAUUUUUGUUGUUUUGUUUUUAUUUUAAUUUUUUUUUUGGAAGAAGAAGAUUGUACAUAUACA